AUGGCGUCUUUCAAGAAACGAAUUUUGCAAAAAGCUAUUGAUGAGUGCAAAUCUCAAUUCAAAAUACAACACUUGUUGAUAGAGCAGAAAGAAGCAAUCGAGAUAUUCUUUCAAAAGAAAAAUAUCUUCAUAAAUUUACCUACAGGCUUCGGGAAAUCCUUAAUUUACCAGUGUUUACCGUUUGUGGCAGACGUGCUAUAUGAAAGACCUCGAGGUUCCAGUGUGAUUGUCGUAAUCUCUCCAUUGCGAUCAUUAAUGAAUGAUCAAGUGGAAUAUUUGAUGAGUAUUGGAAUUCCUGCGAUAGCCAUUUCGGAUGAAGAAGAUCCUGAUAUAGUUCAACAAGUUAUGAAUGGUACAUAUAUUGUUAUUUAUGGCUCUCCGGAAUGUCUAUUGUCAAUGUCGGUAUGGAGGAGUAUUUUCCAGUGCCAAAGCUUCACAGAAAUGCUCAUAGGAGUUGCUAUUAAUGAAGCGCAUUGUAUAGUUCAUUGGUGAGUUUUCUACAUAUUUCACUAUUUAUUUUAGGAAAAAUAAUAAUAAAUUGGUUGCUUGAAGUCUUGAACAUGCCCAAAAAAUUUACGAGUAUUAUUAUUAAAGCAAGUGUGCAGUUUGUGCAUUAAUAUUGCCGAAGGAAUAAAAAUAAAGAAAUAAAUUUAACAACCUGCACAUAUAUGUAUAUUUUAUAUUUAAUGAUGUAUUGCCAUAUAUUUUUACUUUUAAAUUAUUCAUGAUUUACUAUUAUAAUACAUUCAUUACUUUACAUGACAUAUAUUUUUUCAAGAUUAAUAAUAGUACAAUACAGUAUGGAGUGUCAAGAUGUAACACAGGUUAUUGUAGCACGGCAUAUAAAAAAUAUGAAUAAUUUUAUGAAUAUGUGUCACUAAACUAGUAUUAUGUACUGUUUAAAUAGGGGGCUUGCCUGGAAGUAAGGACAGGGAUGUUCCAUUCAGGAAAUGGUAUGGCUGUUUGGGGGAAUUGCGUUCCUUAUUCCCACAGCACUGCAAACUUGUAAUUCUCACUGCAACUGCGACAAGAGAUACGAAAGAACAAAUACUAAGCACGCUACACCUGUCUACAAAUGAUGUACAUUUCAUCGAGCAGAGCCCAGAUCAGAAAAAUAUACAAUACAGCGUUCAGUAUUUAGAAAAGGAUGAUCAUUUGGAAAAUGCCUUUUCAUCACUAAUUCAAGAUGUUAAAGAACAUGGUGCAAAUAGUCAGCGAACAUUGAUUUACUGUCAGACUCGAAAACAGUGUUCAAUUAUUUACCGCAUUUUUGAAGUGUAUUUGGGUAAGCAACUAUUUCUUGGUGACUGUUUACCACAAAAUAGGCUGGUUGAGAUGUUUCAUGCAGGAACACCUCCCCUUGCCAAGGAACACAUCACAAAAAAUUUAGCAGACAAAAAUGGUCAUUUACGCAUACUUGUAUGCACAAUUGCAUUUGGUAUGGGAGUGAAUUGUAAGCAGGUACGAAGGGUGGUACAUUUUGGCCCGUCCAAGAACAUCGAAAGUUAUGUGCAAGAGUGUGGGCGUGCUGGUAGAGAUGGACAACCUAGUUCCUGUUGCAUUGUUUACCAUGGUUUAUUGUUAGGGCGCUGUGACAAGGAGAUGAGAGUGUAUGUGCAGGCUAAAGAGUGUCGUCGAAAGAUACUGAUGGAUAAUUUUGGCUAUCAAUGUGAAAAACAAAGUGAGCUAUCUCACAAAUGCUGCGAUAUUUGUGCUGAAAACUGCUCGUGCCAAGAAAAAUGCACUGUAUGGAAUCUAUGUGAAGAGAAUGAAGUUGAUCUUACCAUGUCAAAUGAUGUUACAAAAACAUGUAUUCAAAGGCCAGUUUCACAAGGACAAAAAAAACUGUUGCACACUGAACUAGUCAAAUUCCGGAACACAGUUAUAAGCAAAGCACAUACACAAGAACAAGUUCCUUGUCCCAAUAAUCUACUUGAAUUCAACAAUUUUCACAUAAAUCAAGUAAUUAACAAAUGCUACAAGCUAUUUACAGUCAAUGACAUUUUGCAAGAGAUUGAAAUUUGGAGACAUGCUCAUGCUAUUGAAAUACUGAAUAUAAUAAACAGAGUUUUUGGAGAUGUUGAUGCCAAUGAACUAAUGGGACUUGAUGAGGAACAGUUCCUCAAUGACACUAGUUUCAGUUCAAACUGGGAUGAUGUGAGAGAUGAUUCAUACAUAUCCUUCAUGGAAACUCAGGAACUUGAAUGUUUUUCCUCUUUCAACACUAGCAAAGGUGAUGAAUCCAUGGAUUUAAAUAGCAGUAUUUAG
This is a messenger RNA of Paramuricea clavata, 2268 nucleotides long. NCBI's taxonomy places the organism in Eukaryota, Metazoa, Cnidaria, Anthozoa, Malacalcyonacea, Plexauridae. The record is from the annotation of a GenBank genome assembly.